Molecule: messenger RNA, 729 nt
Organism: Punctularia strigosozonata HHB-11173 SS5
Lineage: Eukaryota; Fungi; Basidiomycota; Agaricomycetes; Corticiales; Punctulariaceae
Exons: 2
Coding region: 196-453 (85 amino acids)
Source: RefSeq, a predicted model, not a curated record
GAAAGAAACUUCCUGGAGGAAAGUGUCAUAGAACUCAAGUAGCUGAAGACCGGACUCGAUCGAGAGCUUGGCGCCCGGGUUGCUCGAAAGAUCCCGUUCCUCAUUCUGGCGAACAAGCAAGACCCCUCGGACGCCAUACGUAUCUCGGAACUCCAUGCCACGUUCUCCGCCGCAUGCCAGGGAUGUUCGUGGAACAUGAUCCCCGUGUCCAUUGCCAGCACCGAGGACGUCGGCGUCAAAGCUGCCCUCAGAAGGCUCUGCCAAGCGCUCUGUGACGGAUCGGCGCCAAGGGAGGAGAGCUCGGACACCACAAGUAAUCCGCAGACGACGGCUCUUCAGGACGGUCAAACUACGACUACGGACCGCGUCCCGCGAUACGUGAAACGUGCAAUCGCAGAUGAAGCCAAUAUGCCCGAUGAGCGGUUCUUGGAGCAAUUCAAGGCCGCCGACUAACCCUCUUGGGAUCACUACACCCAUUUGCGUGUUGCCUAGGUUCUACUGAAGCUCCGCGGUCGUCAGAAAGGCAAGGACGAAAUUUUCGACGGCAUUCAGCACUAUCUGGCCAUGACUAAGACUCAAACCGACGCGCGCAAGUUCCAUUACUUCUGGAUUCAAGCCGUACAUCUUGGGCUCACCGGGCAGAACUUGACACCGGCCGCACCCGAAAGACCCUUCUAUCCCAGUACCACAUUGGUGGAGGAGACUCGGACAAGGUGAUGGAGGCGAAGG